AUGGGAUCAAAUGCUAGAUGGUCGAGAGAGAUCUCGGAGAGAGGCGCUAACUCCUUUGACAACACCCCUGGGCUUUACAUGGAUGACGAGGCUGAAGCUCAGACACUGCUUCGCGGUGACACCCACGAAGCAGCAAAGCAGAAGACCGGUCCUAUCAAGUCGACCAAUGAUGCUGUCUAG
Molecule: messenger RNA, 180 nt
Organism: Penicillium oxalicum
Lineage: Eukaryota; Fungi; Ascomycota; Eurotiomycetes; Eurotiales; Aspergillaceae
Exons: 1
Coding region: 1-180 (59 amino acids)
Source: RefSeq, a predicted model, not a curated record